CUCUAGAAAUAUGUAUGACUGAAAGGAGAGUUUACACUGUCAUAUCUAGUAGUGAUUGCCAAUCAUUCACAGAGAAGUUGCACAUCCCAGGAGGAGCAGGCUAUCCAAAAAAGACUUCCAAGAAAAUAUCAUCCAGGGAUGUUACAUUUUCUUAUAAUGUGAGGGUAUGCGGAAUAGGAGUUAUGAUCUGCAAGGAAGCUUUCCUAUGGGUUCAUGGCUUACAGAUACAUACACGAAGAGUGGGGAAUUUGCAACAUCAAAUGAAGAAGGGAUUUGCAGUGCCAAAAGAAGAUGGGAGAGGAAAACAUGAAAACUACCCAUAUAAAUUUCAAGACGAAGAUGUACAAAGAGUUAGAGAAUUUCUCAAUGCCAUAACGAAAUAUAACAGUCAUUACAGUACGCAACAGAACCCCAAUAAAGUGUAUUUGGAUUGUGAUCUCACAAUUGCUUCCUUUUUUCGAGAUAAAUACUCAGAAUACUGCAAGGAAAAUCAGGUUCCGGCAGUAUUUGAAAGUAAAUUCAGAGAAAUUUUCGUAUCUGAAUUUAAUGUAGGCUUCAAACUACCAAAAAGUGACACCUGUUCAAAAUUUGAUGGAUUUCUAAUUGCAAUAAAUAACCCAGAAUUAUGUGCAGAAGAAGUUACAGAAAAGAAACAACAAUAUGAACUGCAUCUCAAAAAGGCUGACAGAGGACAAAAUAUGACUGCGUCUUUAACUGCUCUGGCUAAAGAAAAUUCGAAAGAGCAUCAUGUGAUAGCAAUGGACAUGCAGCAAACAUUCCCCACUCAUAAACUAACAGUAGGUCCAGCAUUUUACAAGAGGAAAAUAUGGACAUACAACUAUGGUACCCACGACUGUGGAUCAAAUAAGGAUUAUAUGUUUCUGUGGAGCGAGAAAGAUGGAGGACGGGGUUCAGAUGAGGUUGGGAGCUGCUUACUGAAGUACUUGGAGAUAACUAAUCCCCAGACAAAACAUCUCCACAUAAUCAUAGACAACUGCAAGGGUCAGACAAAGAAUUGGACUAUUAUUGCUUUGGAAAGGUCCCUUGUUGCUACCAAAAGAUUUGAUUCUGUCCAGCAUUACUUCCCUGUGGUAGGUCACACCAUGCUACCUUGCGAUCGUGAUUUUGGUUUCAUUGAACGGUAUGCAAGAAACAGACGUCCAAUAGCGUACACUCCAGAUGAAUGGGCAGAAGUAAUAAAAUCUGCGAGUCCAAAACAUUUCAUUGUAACUAAAAUGGAAAAAGAAGACUUCAGAAGUUUGGAAAGCCUGAAGACAUUGACCUCAAAACGUACAGAAUCCACGUCUGGAAAUCCCCACCAUUUCAGUGAAGCUACUCAAUUUAAGUUUGAGUCUGAUGAUCCCUUCAAGCUAAGUGUAAAGCACUCUUAUUCAGACAUAGAAGCUUUCAUGUCAGUGAAUAUUCGUGUCAAAUACAAAGGAAGGCUAGUUGAACCAAAUCCAUAUCAGCUGCCAAUAAAGUACAGAAAGCCACUACCAAUUAACCAGAAAAAAACUGAUGAUGUACUGUCUCGUAUGCCAUACGUACCUGCAACAAAUCAAGAUUUCUUUCGGUCAUGUACUGGAAAUAAUGUGUACAAUAUUGAGGUAGAGGAACUUCCUUGA
This is a messenger RNA of Schistocerca cancellata (South American locust), 1625 nucleotides long. RefSeq lists its product as uncharacterized. NCBI's taxonomy places the organism in Eukaryota, Metazoa, Arthropoda, Insecta, Orthoptera, Acrididae. The record is from RefSeq and is a predicted model, not a curated record. The transcript has 3 exons. The coding region runs from base 15 to 1625 and encodes 536 amino acids.